AUGGUCGUUGAACGAUGUGUGGCAACCGUUCUAGUCAACGUCUAUGAAAGAAGAUUUCAGUCACUAGGCAUCCUUGUUGCAGUUAUAGCGCUGUUUAUUUCAUUGGUGGAGACUUGUGGCGGAUACAAGGAUGUAGUUGGAAAUCAGCUCAUGACCAACAGUUUCAUCCAUCCAGGAUGCAAGCAAACCAGCGCCGCCAUUGAAGACUUUUAA
Cylicocyclus nassatus is the source of this 213-nucleotide messenger RNA. The record is from the annotation of a GenBank genome assembly. NCBI's taxonomy places the organism in Eukaryota, Metazoa, Nematoda, Chromadorea, Rhabditida, Strongylidae.